This is a messenger RNA of Hymenoscyphus albidus, 531 nucleotides long. The record is from the annotation of a GenBank genome assembly. NCBI's taxonomy places the organism in Eukaryota, Fungi, Ascomycota, Leotiomycetes, Helotiales, Helotiaceae.
AUGAACGUUGCAAUUUUGCAUGGUGGUGUGCGGAAAACACCAAGACACGAAAACGAGGCACCCACGAGAAGAGGAAACGUUAAUCAUCCAUACGACCAGGCGAGCAAUGGAGACUUCCAUUCGCAUUCAAUCACCAAAGGUACUUUCUCCAAUGAAAGGGAGAUCCCAUCUUAUCACUCCCUCGGUUCCCGGAAUCAGAUAUCUGAAGGGUUUUUGAUUCGUGGAUGGGAAUAUCACAUUACGGAGAGAAACAAGAAUCACACUUCUCUCGUUGGUCCAAAUGGCAUCGAGGACAUGCAAACCAUGGGAAAUCUCCGUUGUCAAAAUCAAAUCCCUCAACAUUCCGAUCGUACGAAGCAAUCAAUGGUAUUGGCCCCACGAGAAUGCCAUCCGCGGGGACUGACCUGGCCUGGUAGGGUGUCAGAUCUCGGAAUCUCAACAGAAAACUUCUCAGAAGCGAAUGUCUCAGCGUCGUUUGGGGGUCCAUCAUCGAAAUUCAAUUUUGACCUCAGCUCAAGGAAAGAUGCAUGA